Molecule: messenger RNA, 1905 nt
Organism: Triticum aestivum (bread wheat)
Lineage: Eukaryota; Viridiplantae; Streptophyta; Magnoliopsida; Poales; Poaceae
Product: protein DETOXIFICATION 16
Exons: 9
Coding region: 436-1905 (489 amino acids)
Biological process (GO): xenobiotic detoxification by transmembrane export across the plasma membrane
Cellular component (GO): membrane
Molecular function (GO): antiporter activity; xenobiotic transmembrane transporter activity
Source: RefSeq, a predicted model, not a curated record
GGGGCGUGUUUCUUCCUUGUGCUAGAGAGUGCUGUUCCCUCGAAAAAUCGCCAUGGGAUGGAUUCACGACCAUUGGGCGUGUUUCUUACCUGUGCCAGAGAGCAGGACGAUGCAGAGCAGGGCCAACCCAAGCUGGAUAGCAGGGCAUCAUCGGAGGCGGAGGAGAGGUUCGACUAGAGCACUGACAUGGUGGGGUUCGGUAGGGUCAAUAAGGUGACCCACAGGGCUUAGCAAGACGAUCAGAGACGCCUGUAGGAGCAGAACACAACUUCGGAAGGAUGUUCAUCGGCAAUUAGAGAAAAAAGAGGUGAAAGGAUCGCUUGUCAAUCUGGCACCGCACAAACUUCCUCUCAGGAGACGCCACCGGGUGGCGCUCCAACCCCUAGUCAUAGUAUACAGGAGGAACAAGCAACAGACCUGGCAAGAGGAGGCAAAAUGGAGAAGCCAAGCGUCGAGGAAACUCUGCUCCAGAGGAGCCGGGACAAGAAGGAGCUAGUUGGGGAGAGCUUGCCGGUGGGUGACGAGGUGAAGCGGCAGCUAUGGCUGGCCGGUCCGCUCACCGCCGGCAGCCUGCUGCAGAACCUGAUCCAGAUGAUCUCCAUCAUGUUCGUUGGACACCUCGGCGAGCUGCCCCUCGCCGGCGCGUCCGUGACCACCUCCUUCGCCACCGUCACCGGAUUCAGCUUGCUGGUUGGCAUGUCCAAUGCCCUGGACACUCUGUGCGGCCAAGCAUUUGGCGCCGGGCAAUAUCACCUCCUCGGCAUCUACAAGCAACGCGCCAUGCUACUACUCACCGUCGUGAGCAUCCCCGUCGCCUUCAUGUGGUUCCACACCGGCCAGAUCCUGCUCCUGUUCGGCCAGGACCCCGACAUCGCCAUGGAGGCAGGCACGUACGCACGGUGGAUGAUCCCGGGUCUCUUCGCCUACGGACUGCUGCAGUGCCACGUCCGGUUCCUGCAGGCACAGAACGUCGUGCUCCCGGUAAUGGUCAGCGCCGGCGCGGCCGCCCUGUUUCAUCUGCUCGUCUGCUGGCUGCUCGUGUACGUUGCCGGGAUGGGCGGCAAGGGCGCUGCUCUUAGCAACGCCGUCUCCUACUGGGUGUACGUGAUCUUACUGGCAGUGUAUGUGAGGGUGUCGAGCUCUUGCCAGCAGACGUGGACCGGGUUCUCCAUGGAAGCCUUCCAUGGGGCGCAUGACUUUUUGAGGCUCGCCGUGCCGUCUGCUCUCAUGCUCUGCACGGAAUGGUGGUCGUUCGAAAUCCUCGUGCUACUUUCGGGGCUUCUUCCAAACCCCAAGCUGGAAACAUCCGUUCUGUCGAUCACACUCAACACGGUUAACUGCCUCUUCAUGAUCCCCUAUGGCCUUGGCGCUGCCAUAAGCACCCGUGUCUCGAACGAGCUCGGGGCGGGGCGGCCACGGGCAGCCCGCCUCGCCAUGCGGGUCGUCGUGGUCUUGGCCAUCUCGGAAGGAACUGUCAUGGGGAUGGUCGUGGUCCUCCUGCGCUUCGUCUGGGGCCAUGCGUACAGCGACGAGGAGGAGGUUGUGAGAUACGUUGCCAGGAUGCUACUGGUCAUCUCGGUUGUCAACUUCUUUGAUGGAAUUCAGUGUGUUCUCUCAGGUGUGGCUAGAGGCUGUGGGUGGCAGAAGACCUCUGCAUGUAUCAACCUCGGCGCGUUCUACUUAAAGCCAAACUGGCCCUUAGUUGGUGUACCGGCAGCCUACCUCGUAGCCUUCACGCUGCGCGUCGGCGGGAUGGGCCUUUGGAUGGGAAUCAUAUGCGGUAUUCUGGUGCAGGUCUUGCUGCUCGUGACCAUCACGCUAUGCGCUGACUGGCAGAAGGAGGCAACCAAGGCGAAGAACAGAGUCUUUGUUUCUUCUCCUCCAAUGGACCUCCUCACGACAUGA